AUGAGAGCCAGGAUGAGAGUAGCACUGCUGUUUCUGGCAGCCGCUGUUUGGGUGGCAAGUGCUCAGACCAACAACAGCAGCAACCAGCAGCAACAGCAACAGCAGCAGCAGCAACAACGCAGCGUCUGGGAUGAGCCCAUCAGAUUCACCAGUAAGAGCAAGGACACCUGCACCAUGGUGGUGUCUGGAGCCGGGGACUAUACUCGCCUGCGUGUCUCCUGCAAAGGUCCGAGCCAGGGUCAGACCCCCGGACGCUCCUACUACUGCGACUUCCAGGGCAAACCCAACCUGUGCCGCGCCUACAACCUCAACCCUCGCCACUUCUUCACCCAGAUGAUGUGGGACAUGAGGAAGCUGAGCCACGCCUGCCAGGGACCCAAAAUCUACCGCCCAGCGAUGUGCAAGAAAUACCCCGAAGAGGCCCAGAUGACCUUCCUGGCCUCCUGGCCCAAGACCACCACACCCAAGCCCUCCAAGCCUGUGCAGGAGCCACGUAAGCCUGUGGUGCCCGCCCCGAACAAACCAGUCACCACCCCGAACAAACCAGUCACCACCCCAAACAAACCAGUCACCACCCCGAACAAACCAGUCACCACCCCAAACAAACCAGUCACCACUCCGAACAAACCAGUCACUACUCCCAAAUCAGCCAAGCCCAAUCAGCAGCCCGCUAAGCCCCAGCCAGGAAAGGGUCCAUCCCAGCCCAAGAAAGCUGCCCCCAAGCCUGGGAAGACCACUACCCGUCCCACAGAGCAGACCGACGCGAAAUCCUCCCGCAUCGCCAACGAGUAUUGCUGGAAGAGCUUCCACGGCGUCUGCACCUACUUCAUCAGCUGGUUCCAGAACUGAGGUGAUACUGCAGACACAGGUUGGAAAUAGCAGCGUCAGAUCUCUUCUCGACUAUCUUCGACCUCUCCAGGAUCUGUGCAGGAGCCUCUGAAGUGAUUUUGUCGCCUUGUGAGAUCCGACUCACCACACCGGAGCAUCUCACGGCUGAGCCACAAACACUCGACCUACACCUGUGUACGGUUAGAGGAUGACUGCUUGUGCUGUCAUGUAGUGCAUAUGUCUUUUUUUUUUUAAAUCAAAUUGUAAAACACACAGCAAGGCAAAAAGGUAAAAUAUGGCAGGCAUGUGAUUCUGUUUGUAAAUGAUGUAAAAUCGUGUCAUGUAAAUGUUCCAACAUGUGAAGAGAAUAAAGUCA
Molecule: messenger RNA, 1204 nt
Organism: Trematomus bernacchii (emerald rockcod)
Lineage: Eukaryota; Metazoa; Chordata; Actinopteri; Perciformes; Nototheniidae
Gene: fgfbp2b
Product: fibroblast growth factor binding protein 2b
Exons: 3
Coding region: 1-849 (282 amino acids)
Biological process (GO): cell-cell signaling
Molecular function (GO): growth factor binding
Source: RefSeq, a predicted model, not a curated record